AUGGUUGUUGACCCGAAUAUUGUCAACCGGUUCGAGAUAACUAUAGACACGGAAGACCCUUACUUCAGGACUUCAUCUUACAUCCUCAUUGCCUUUGGAGUAUUUGUCUUCUUGGUUGGAUUCUGUGGAUGCUGUGGGGCGAUCAGAAAAAGCAGAUGUCUUCUUGGAUUUUAUUUCUUCUUCCUUCUCUGCAUCAUGGCUGGAGAACUUGCAGCUGGAAUCUUGGCCGCUCUCUACAAAAAGGAGUUGCUUGAGCAAAAGAUGACUGUUAACCUGAAGACAUUUGUCAGGACCAAAUACAACACUACCAACAACCAGAUCAGUUCUCGCACAUGGGAUAUUGUACAGAUGGAGGGCAAGUGCUGUGGAGUCAUGGGACCUAAAGACUAUCUGAACAGCACUUGGUAUGAAAAUCACAACAGAACUGUGAAACUGCCCAAAUCCUGCUGUAAACUUGCUAACAACAAUCCUUUGAGCCCAGAAUAUGAAAAUGAAUCAGGUUGUGUGGAAAUGCUGGAGGAUUUUAACAACAAGGGCUGCAAAGACGAGAUGGAGAAAUGGGUUAGCAAACAUAUGAAUAUUCUGAUAGGUGUGGGUUGUGGAAUAGCACUCUUGGAGAUAUUUGGUUUGCUUGUCUCCAUUUUCCUGUGUCGAGAAGCAGACAAAGAAGCGGCUUCCUGCUGA
Acanthosepion pharaonis is the source of this 684-nucleotide messenger RNA. Lineage: Eukaryota; Metazoa; Mollusca; Cephalopoda; Sepiida; Sepiidae. The record is from the annotation of a GenBank genome assembly.